AUGAACAGCCGUUUUUGUUGUCAAGGUAUAUUAGUAAAUGGGGUGGAUUUGACUAUACAUGCGUUGCAUUUUCUGGGCCGUUGUCCGUUGUCCAUACCUCUUUUUAUAUCUCAUUCAAAUACUCCUAAGCACAUUCACAUUCACUAUUUGAGACGUUUGUUUCCUGUAGAACCAAAGGGGUCAAUUGACCCCUCUCGAACUAGUUCUGCGCUGUUUACCGCGCAACUAGCUACGCAAGUAGUUACGCGGGAGGCGAACGCGGACCAGGUCUUCGUCGACUACAAUGUACUAGUUCUGCAACUAGUUACGCGGGAAGCGAACGCGGACCAGGUCUUCGUCGACUACAAUGUACUAGUUCUGCAACUAGUUACGCGGGAAGCGAACGCGGCGGCAACCGCAAUUCCGUGGAGUUACAGUGCCCACUCAGCUCGUUUUUACCGAGCCACGAUAUGCAAUAAGCACCGAAAUGAAUGUAUUCCGCCUGGCGAUGAGCCCCCCGAAAACACUGUGCGGAAGGCAAUGCAAAGGAUGAAGAAAAGGGUGUUUAAGAAGAAGUGUCUUGCCAAAAACCAGGAGUAGGCUAAGCAUCAUAUAAUUAAAAAUUAUUCGUUAUAAUGAAA
Molecule: messenger RNA, 620 nt
Organism: Drosophila miranda
Lineage: Eukaryota; Metazoa; Arthropoda; Insecta; Diptera; Drosophilidae
Exons: 2
Coding region: 1-579 (192 amino acids)
Source: RefSeq, a predicted model, not a curated record